UUUAAUUCCCAUCUUCAAUUUCUUCUCACCCACCAAUCCUAGCUAUCUCCAAAUUCAUCAACACAAUAUUAUAUUUGAAAAUCAGAAUCAAAACUUGCCCUUAAUGAUCCCUACAAACUUCCCACUGUAAGAGGGCUUCGGAUUUUGACCCACUCUGUUUCAGUGAUUGUUGAACUAUAAAAGGGAAGAAAUUAGUUAUUAGGGCUUAAAGAGGGGGGGAGAGAGCCAAAGCCAAAGCCAUUAUUGCUUUAUCAUAGUUGCGUCGUCUGCUGCAAACUCCGAUCGAUCUGGGAAAUGGAGAUAGAGGUUGCCGGCGGCGGUGGCGGAGGAGGAGGAGCAAAUGAAAGCAGCUCCGACGGAGAUCUGGAGACAGGGCGGCCGAGAAAUGGCGGCGGCGGAGCGGCCUACUUGGUUUGGGAGGACUUGACGGUGGUACUGCCCAACUUCGGUCAGGGCCCGACCCGGAAGCUGCUCCAUGGGUUGAAUGGGUAUGCCGAGCCGGGUCGGGUAUUGGCCAUUAUGGGCCCUUCUGGUUCUGGCAAAUCCACUCUUCUUGAUGCCUUGGCAGGUAGAUUGUCGAGAAACAUUGUCAUGUCCGGAAACAUUCUUCUCAACGGGAAGAAGCGGCGGCUAGACUAUGGCGUCGUUGCAUAUGUCACGCAAGAGGACGUGCUAUUGGGGACACUCACCGUUCGAGAGGCUAUAACAUACUCUGCUCAUUUGAGGCUGCCGUCAUCGAUGGCUAAGGAAGAAGUGAAAGGAAUUGUGGAGGGAACAAUCACGGAAAUGGGGCUUCAAGACUGCGCCGAUCACCAGAUCGGGAAUUGGCAGAUGAGAGGCAUAAGUGGCGGGGAGAAGAAACGGUUAAGCAUAGCUCUCGAGAUUCUCAUUAGGCCUCAGCUGCUGUUUCUCGACGAACCUACGAGUGGCCUCGACAGUGCAGCCGCCUUUUUCGUGAUCCAAUCGAUUAAGAAUCUUGCUCGGGACGGAAGAACUGUCGUCUCCUCGAUCCAUCAGCCUAGCAGCGAAGUCUUCGCGCUCUUUGAUGAUCUUUAUCUACUGUCGGGAGGCGAAACUGUUUACUUCGGUCAAGCUAAAAUGGCAACGAAGUUUUUCGCUGAGGCCGGAUUCCCCUGUCCGAGCAGGAGAAAUCCUUCGGAUCAUUUUCUGCGCUGCGUUAACUCGGACUUCGACGUCGUGACAGCCACGCUGAGAGGCUCACAAAGACUCCGUGCAACGGAAAGAUCGAGAGAUCCUCUGAUGAACUUGGCUACAGAGGAUAUCAAGUCAAUUCUUGUCGAGAAGUAUAAGGGAUCGAUGUAUGCGCGAAAUGUGCGAUCAAGGAUGCAAGAGAUCUCCAUUGUCCGAGGGUUGGAGAUCGAAUCGAUCAAAGGAAGCCACGCCAGUUGGCAGAAGCAGCUUUUGACAUUGACGGAAAGAUCGUUCUUGAAUAUGUGUCGAGACGUCGGGUACUACUGGUCCCGAAUAGUCAUUUAUAUCAUCGUCGCCAUCUGCGUCGGAACGCUAUUCUACGACGUCGGCACCAGCUAUACUGCGAUUUUGGCGAGAGGAGCUUGCGGCGGGUUCGUAACGGGUUUCAUGACAUUCAUGUCGAUCGGAGGAUUUCCAUCGUUCAUCGAAGAAAUGAAGGUCUUUUACAAAGAAAGGCUCAACGGCUAUUACGGCGUCGCGGUGUUCAUACUGUCGAACUUCCUCUCUUCCUUCCCGUUCUUGGUCGCCGUCUCUGUAAUGACCGGGACAAUCACAUUCUACAUGGUAAAGUUCCGGUCAGGAUUCUCGCAUUACAUCUUCUUUUGCCUCAAUAUCUUCGGAUGCAUUGCAAUGGUCGAGAGCGUUAUGAUGAUCGUAGCUUCGCUAGUACCGAAUUUCUUGAUGGGAAUCAUCGCCGGCGCCGGUGUUCUUGGAAUCAUGAUGAUGACGGCUGGAUUCUUUCGGUUGCUCCCCGAUCUUCCCAAACCGUUUUGGCGAUACCCGAUUUCAUUCAUCGGAUACGGCGCGUGGUCGUUGCAGGGAGGAUACAAGAAUGACUUGCUUGGACUCGAAUUCGAACCUUUGUUCGGUGGUAACGAAAAAAUAAGUGGCGAGUAUGUCUUAACGAGGAUGUUUGGGAUAUCGUUGGAUCAUUCGAAAUGGUGGGAUUUAUUCGCCGUAUACGUUCUUAUAAUAGCUUACAGAUUCGUGUUCUUCCUCGUUCUCAAGUUAAAGGAGAGGAUCACUCCGUAUUUUCACUCGUUUUUCGCCAAGCAAACUCUUUAUCGCCUUAAAAGGCGCCCUUCGUUCCGAAAGUCACCCCAUCCUUCCAAGAGGCACCAUAAUGUUCGGUCUCUCUCGUCGCAAGAGGGUCUUAACUCUCCGCUCCCUUAGGAACUUUAGGACUAUACGUUAUAUGCGAUAUAUAUAUAUACCCUGUUCUAGUACAUUAUGUCUUAACACGACUAAUAUAUGAAUCGAUACCAGAAGGAAAGAAAAAGAGAAAGAAUCUUGUUGUGGUAUGUUCAUAGGCAGAUGAAAAUGUGUAAUCGAUUCGAUGCAUGUAUGACUGAAGAAGGGGAUGGUUCUCUUUCUUCGGAAUCUGUGGUCCUUCGUUUUCGUAUAGCUUCUCUUCUCGUAUAUUCUUUGAUUGAUAGAAAUAAUACGUCUUGUUUUAGUAGCUGUCAUGUCGAGCCUUGAAUCCGUAAAAUAUGUGAAUCGCGAAUGCAUGUCCAUUUGUUUCGAGUGAAUUGUCCUAAAAAAGUUUGAUUUCGAAUGCUAUAAGAUCGACCGUUGUUAUUAAA
Molecule: messenger RNA, 2795 nt
Organism: Andrographis paniculata
Lineage: Eukaryota; Viridiplantae; Streptophyta; Magnoliopsida; Lamiales; Acanthaceae
Product: ABC transporter G family member 15-like
Exons: 10
Coding region: 295-2385 (696 amino acids)
Cellular component (GO): membrane
Molecular function (GO): ABC-type transporter activity; ATP hydrolysis activity; ATP binding
Source: RefSeq, a predicted model, not a curated record